CAGGAACUGGUCAGGAGUCAGUGGAGGAAUCUCCAAACUUUUCCCAACUCUCACUCAGCUCUGUGUUUGUUGUUUUACUUCGCUUACAGUUUGUUCCCAGCUGUUUUCAUACAACAGCUGGGUUUGCUGACUGCGUGUGUCGGUGCUGAAGUGGACGCCGCUGAGCGCUUACAAAAGGAAACUUGGGGUGAAAAAAACUUGUGGAAUGAUGCCCGAGAGACUGCAUCCCUCCCUCCAAAGUUCAGCUAAGGUGGCUAAAGCUAGCUAGCUUAGCUCUCGGCUGUCUCGAGAUGGAAAACAAAAAGUUUGUGUCAACUUUUUAGCCGUCAUGGGACAUAUUCACGCGUGUCGUGGCCCAGUGAAGGAGGAUAUCUGAUGCUCGUCGGACACUUUCGUCAUUCUUGGCUGGUUAUCUUCGCCGUGCCAGGUUACAAAGCCACAUUAAGCUAUACUUCAUUAGCAGAGUGAAGCUAGCCGAGAGACUCAUUGCUUCUAUCAAGUUAGCCUGUAAUUCCAAAUUGCUCAAUUUGCCAGAUGGCAAAUCAAAUCCAUCAUGAAAACGCCAGAUUGCAUUUAAUUUUACUGGAAAUUGAAGUUGGGUCCAGAUUAACUGCAGUAUGAACAUCUUUUGGAUGCAGAUGAAGGAGAUGAGGAGAAAUAAAGCAACCUUCCUGACCAGAGCAUGAACAAGGAAUAUUGGAUUCUUAUGUUGCUUACGCCUGCGUUUUCUCCUUAGGUUGGAUUGCAAAUGACAUAUCCAAAUAAAGUCAUUUGACUUCCUAGGUAGAGAGCACAACUGGGUUUGAGCCACUUUGCCAGGCUGAGUGACUUCCUGAAGAACUGUAUUUCUGCUUUUCUUUUGUUUUGAGUGUAAGUUCUGUUCUGGGACAGAAACGCUCCACUACAAGUCCUGCUUUCUCAAAACAUUACACGCUGGAACAGUUUUUGAGAAUAAUUCCAUCAGUAGUCAUCAUCUCACGAUCAGAAGCACUGCAUUUUGGAUGAAGUGAAUGCUGUGAUGAAGGUGACUGUGACGUUUGGGCAGACAGGUGUGGUGGUACCCUGCAAAGAAGGCUGGACUGUGCGGGACCUCAUCCAACAGGCCACACAGAGAUACAGAAAACUUCUGGAACAGGAAGGUGACUUCCUGGUUGUGACUCACCAUGUUGAAUACUGUGAUGGGGGUAUUCUGGAUCCAGAUGAUAUACUUAGUGAUCUGGUGGAGGAUAAGGAUAAGCUGAUUGCUAUGUAUGAGGAGCAGGAAGCCCAGCAGAGGGCUGUGGCUGACACAAGCCCUGUCCCCAGCCAUGACCUCUACCAGCCAGACCUUUCUGUAUUCCAGCCAAUCGCAGGAGGAGAAAUUGAAGUAAAUUCCUCAGCUCUCAAGUCAAACAAUCCCCUUCUGGUGAGAAGCAGCAGUGACUCAGCCCUCAGUCCACUGUCAGCUGAGAGUGAACCCUAUGCCAGCGAGGACGUCAGAGUGAUGGCAGCCAGUCAGGCGGUGGAGAGGCCUGCAGGGACGGACAGACAGCAAGGCAAACACACCUCCAGUGGCAGCCUCACCAGAACAGUGGAGAUCCUCGGAGAGGACAGCCCUCUUGGAAUCCAUGUGGUACCCUAUUGUUCAUCACUCAGUGGACGGUCUCUUGGUUUGUACAUCCGUGGAGUGGAGGAAGAAAGUCGGUCACACAAAGAAGGAUUGUUCCAGGAAGAGGAAUGUAUCGUCAAGAUAAAUCAAACUGACCUCAUCUAUAAGACUUUCAGCCAAGCUCAAGAAAUCUUUCGGCAGGCAAUGCAUUCCCCAGUUGUCUGCUUGGAAGUAGUUCCUUCCUCCAACAGGGAACGCUAUGAGAAGAGUCUCAUCGGUCAUCUCUUCAGCAGCACCCCCCACUCUGACAGCAGUCCCCGAAUCACCAAGACCAAAGAACCACCUCCUCUCAUCAAAGCAAAACCUGUCUUUAAGCUCCCUGAGAAUUCUGCCAUGCGUUUGUCAGAUGACACUGUCACUAUGGAUGAUUCUCUUUCUCCUGCCAAGGUGAGGAGUGAGAGUCCUCUGCUGAAGAAAGCUUCUGGCCUCUCAAACUUGGUGUCCAGUAAGAAGGGACGGAGACUGAGGAUUGACUUGAAGAAAGGUCCAGAAGGACUCGGUUUUACUGUUGUAACCAGAGAUUCCUCAGUCCAUGGGCCAGGCCCUAUCUUUGUCAAAAACAUUCUACCCCGUGGUGCUGCUGUCAGAGAUGGACGACUACAGUCUGGAGACCGCAUACUGGAGGUAAAUGGUGUGGAUAUCACAGGUGUGAGUCAGGAGGAGUUGGUUUGUAUGCUGCGGAGCACACGUCAGGGAGAGUGUGUGUGUCUGGUGGUCCUGCGACAAGAAGACCUGUUCUUGCCACGGGAGAUGAAGGAUGUCGCAUCACGCGGGCCAGGCUUUCCUCCAGAGAGCGGGAAGGAGCAGCUGAUGUUCGAGGUGCCGCUCAAUGACACUGGCUCAGCGGGGCUCGGUGUCAGCCUCAAAGGAAACAAGUCCAGGGAGACAGGAGAAGAUCUCGGAAUCUUCAUCAAAUCUAUUAUACAUGGAGGAGCUGCAUCCAAGGACGGGCGUCUGCGUGUCAAUGACCAGCUGGUGUCAGUGAAUGGAGAAUCGCUGUUAGGCCGCUCCAAUCAUGUCGCCAUGGAGACUCUCCGCCGCUCAAUGUCCCAGGAAGGGAACAUGAGAGGAACGAUCCAGCUUGUGGUUCUGAGGGCUCUGAAGGAAGAACAUGGUGUUUCUCCCAGUCCAUCAUUUGAUGGAUCCUCUGGUGUGCCAGUUCUCGUGAGCCCGGCACAUGGUCAUACAGGAUUGGUCAGUCAAACCAAUGAUCAUAUUCAUCCCAUGGUGACAAACAGUCUUUUUGCAUUUAAUGUUGCCAAUGGGAGUUAUUCACACUUGGAUGAGGAAGAGGAGGAGAAGGAGAUCCAGAAUGAAACAGAGUUUAUCACCUCCAUCCAGCAGUCCUACCUGCAGGAGAGGAAAAACUCCCACACAUCCAGCCAGGCCCAGCCCCAGUCUCCCACCCAGAACCUGAACCAGCGCCAUGUCCAGCAUGUUAAAGCCUCCAAGAGCAUGGAUCUGGGUACGGCUCCGAACCAGCAGCACACUGUGGCAGACGAAAGCAAUGUGGGGUCCUCGGUUCGAAAUACUGCAGCGCUGCCCAUGCCUCUGGAACUUGGCCCAACUUUAGGUUUAAAGAAGUCAAGCUCUUUGGAAAGCCUUCAGACAGCCAUGUCAGAGGUUAACAGAAAGAAUGAACUCCUCCCCUUCCAUCGUCCACGCUCAAAUAUGGUCAGAGGGAGAGGCUGCAAUGAGAGCUUCCGGGCAGCAAUUGACAAAUCCUAUGAUGGGCCACCUGAAGACGAUGAUGAUGAUGGUUCAGUGCAGAGUUCAGGCCGGGAAACCCCAGCAAGUAAUUCUUCCCACCAGGGAGUGGGUGAUCAACUUGAUGGAAAGGCAAAAAAAGAGAAGAAAAAGAAAGCAAAAACAAAGAAGAAAGAGAAGAAGUUGAAAAGCAAGGAGACAAAGAAAAUAGAGGAACCAGAAGAGGCAGAAAAGAAGAAUAAGAAAAAAGGCUUUGGUUUGCUGAGGUUCGGGAAGAAAAAGGAGGAGAAGAAAGAGGCGAAGGCAGCACUGCAACGACAGAGGUCGGACAUUCUGCUUGAGAGGAUGAAAGACGAAAGGGAGAGAACUGAAGCAGGGCAUCCUGAACUGGAACGACAACGCUCCAGAGACCAGCGAGGUGGAGAUGGCACUGGUGCAUCGUCAUAUCCAGAUGUCGAGGAUGAUGACGCAGACCCCAACUACGCCCAAAUACACACCUUUCGAGACCGUGACAUGGGCUCAGUGCCGCACCCACUUCCUCAUUCUCCUCCUUACAGCACAUUUCAGCACAGCCAUCCUCGUACCCCAUCUCCCCAAGCUUUUUCUGCAUAUCCAGGCUACGGAAGUCAUGGCAGUGACCCUUCGAUGACUCCUGAUGAUGACCCAAUUGAUAGACUGUAUGCCAAGGUCAACAAAGCAAGAGGAGUUGGAUCUCCUUCUCCUCCCGUCUCCACUAAUGCCAAUGACACCAUGGACAGGAUCCAACAGCUGAGACGAGAGUACCAGCAGGCACGCCGAGAGGGAAUGGUACCGCCAUAUGAAGAAAUGGAUCCGCGACGCAGAGGACCUGAAAAUGACAUGCACCGGGUUCCAGGUAGAGGGGCAGACCACCGGUUAGCACUACGUUAUGAAGAGGCCGAGCGUCAGUAUGCAUCUUUGCCAAGGCGAGGUCCACUGGAUCCAGCUGAGUACCCCAUGCAGACCUGGUCUGGCCAUUACCCCGGACAUCCCCAAGCCCCACAGGGAUACCCCCAGUCCCCAUCCUACCCAAAUCCCAACGCCCAUUCUGGUCCACCUUAUCCUGGCUACCCUCCUGGCCAGCAAUACCCACGAGGAGCAGACCUUCGAGGCGUUGACCCUGGGUACUACCCCCAGUCAAGCUCCCAGCAGAGAGGGCCCUUACGGCAGGAUGUGCCCCCAUCCCCAACUCCUCCACUCCGUGGACCGCGGUACGACACUAUGACCCGAGCAGCAGGGGGAGGAGGAGGGUACAGGCACCUUGGGGAUCCCAGUCCAGACCAGUUUGGUUACACCGGGAAGGGAGGAGGGCAGCAGCAGCACCAACCUAAUUCAAGACAGAAGAAUCCCAUGACUGCAGCUGUGUAGAUGAAGCAAGUCCACAGAGUUUAAUACUCAAAGCCUUUUGACUCAUCCUGCCUUUUUUUGGUACUCCACUCAAGUAGAGUUGAAAUUGUUACAAUGGUGUGAUUUGAAUCGGCAUCAUUAUCAAACACUGACAUUUGCUGUUUGAUAUAUUUGAUAAUAGACAACUGAGGUACAAGAGGUUAAUUAUAGAGUGGCCUCGCCAUUAUGGCUUGUUGUUUGAAGUCAUUUAAAUUGCUUUGAGCAAAUACUUUAGUCUUGCCAUGCUGGAUAAUGAGUAGAGUUUGUAUUAUUUUGUAACAAUGUGAUUGAGUUGUCUCAGACUCAAAGCCAAAAAGAUAUUUUGCAUCCAUUUUAGUUAUAGCUGCUCAGCCUGGUGUGCUAACAUUGCACCAUUCAUAUUAUACAUAAUAGUUUCAUGACUGCUGCUCCGGCCUCAGCAUUUUAUUGCAAUAUACUGAAAUGUAAAGACCACCACUAUGAAUGUAGAAGCAAGUUAAUCUUCGAUAUGUCACCAUUCACAUACGAGUAUGUAACAGCUGCUGAGACCAGACUGCAAAAUGCCAGAUUGUACAAGGCUACAACAGACCUGCCUACUAAUGUGUUUCCAGUACAGAUUUGAUACACCAACUACACUCUUACACCCCAAACUACACAAAAGUGUUCACAUUCAAACUCAACUGCAGCAAGCAGAUCUGUCAUGAACAAUUCUGCUGCUUUCCCUUUCUUACUGCAGCACGCUGUCAGCAAGAUGUGUGAAGCCACGACUGAUAAUUAUAUUUUCCUGAAUGUCCUUCAUAAUAAAAUCACUUUAUUGUCAAAGUACCACUGGCAGCUGAACACGGAAGACCCCAGUUAUGAAGGGGUAAUGCUGAUAUGAUACUCUUCCCAGUUAUGAAGGGGUAAUGCUGAUAUGAUACUCUGCCUAAUUCUAGCAUCCUAACAGGACUGAGCUAACAGAUAUUUUUCUAAAAUUAAAAAUGCUAUUGGGUGUGUUUUUUCUGCCACUCGAUGUCACAGUUGUACCAGACUUCAGAACCUAAACAGAGUUUUCCUCCUCAGCCACUCCUCUUCAAACCUUCCCCCUUUCUCUUCCACUCUGAGCACAGCAAUCACUAGUUGUGGCCUUUUAACAGGUCUAAAGGUUCUCAUUGUGGAAAAGGUCAGAUGUAUGUGGAUUCUAUUCUGACCUUGUUCUUAUUCAGAGGCAUUUUUUAAUCCUCUAAAGGUGAUUUUUGGGUGUAUUUUUGGAAAGUAGCUGCCGUCUGCCAUCUCAAAAAGAAAAAAAAAAAAUUAACGCUGUGAGUAUUGAGUACUGUUGUCUUUUUAUAAACUUGGUGAGGUGCCACAGUUUCACAGGAUGAAACCGUCAUGCAGUAAAUCUGUACACACAACCAGACUAAGAAAGUACACAGUGGACAGAAAAGCUAAGAGCACAGAGGGAGUGUUGCUUCAUUGUCUGCACAGGAGGCUAUUAAGUACAUAGAAAAUAGUUGUUGGCUGAUAUGUCACUGAGUUAAAUUCAUAACAUCUUUAACCAUCAUCAACAUGUUUUGUCAGAAUAUUACUUUGAAACCAUUCACAGCCAAAACUGGCUGAUUUACAUUUGCUGGAUUCUGGAGCAAGUCUGCUGAUUACACAAUAGAGAUGUGGACAAGGGAAGUGCUGAGAUAAACAGAAUUUCCAGAUUUUGGGAACUAAAAGUUUUAGUUCAUAAUAAAUCUGAGCUAUGUGUUUCUUUCCCAUUAACAUUUUCUCUGUGAAGUUCAAAGAUCAUUUACUGCAUAUAAAGAUAACAUUGAUGCAAGAGUUCUCAGAUGUAAAACAUUGGCAUUCUCUUUUCAUUUAGUUCAUUUAGAGUAAACACAUCUAUGAGAUAUUAUUAUCACUUUACCGAGGCGUUGCUAGGCGAGGCAUUGCUAUUUACGUUGAUGCUACCUGGCUAUACCCGCC
This is a messenger RNA of Thalassophryne amazonica, 6691 nucleotides long. RefSeq names its product partitioning defective 3 homolog B-like. The transcript has 26 exons. Gene Ontology annotation, biological process: intracellular protein localization; microtubule cytoskeleton organization; establishment of cell polarity. Lineage: Eukaryota; Metazoa; Chordata; Actinopteri; Batrachoidiformes; Batrachoididae. Gene Ontology annotation, molecular function: protein binding; phosphatidylinositol binding. The record is from RefSeq and is a predicted model, not a curated record. The coding region runs from base 1019 to 4741 and encodes 1240 amino acids. Gene Ontology annotation, cellular component: apical plasma membrane; adherens junction; cell cortex.